Messenger RNA from Saccharomyces cerevisiae S288C, 2520 nucleotides. It is a transcript of the gene COG6, whose product is annotated as Golgi transport complex subunit COG6. NCBI's taxonomy places the organism in Eukaryota, Fungi, Ascomycota, Saccharomycetes, Saccharomycetales, Saccharomycetaceae. Gene Ontology annotation, cellular component: Golgi membrane; COG complex. The record is from RefSeq and is marked reviewed. The coding region runs from base 1 to 2520 and encodes 839 amino acids. Gene Ontology annotation, biological process: intra-Golgi vesicle-mediated transport. The transcript has a single exon.
AUGGAUUUCGUUGUAGACUAUCAGACCUACGCAAUGGCGGAUACUGCCACGCCAGAAUUACCAGAACCUGAGCCAAGACUAAACUUAACCUCAGAUGCACAGUCACAGCCCACCGGUAAACUAGAUCUACAGUUUAAGUUGCCCGACCUUCAACGUUAUUCCAAUAAUAAUGCAACUUUGCCAGUAGAUAAUGAUGGUGCUGGUUCGAAAGACCUACAUAAGAAAAUGACACAUUACGCAAUGUCUUCCAUUGAUAAAAUACAGCUUUCAAAUCCAAGCAAACAAUUAGGGCAAAAUUCCCAGGAUGAAAAACUAUCGCAGCAAGAAUCUCAAAAUUUCACGAAUUACGAGCCAAAAAACCUUGAUUUAUCAAAAUUAGUAUCCCCGUCAAGUGGUUCCAACAAAAAUACCACAAAUUUGGUUCUUUCGAAUAAACUAUCCAAGAUAUUGAACAAUUACACAUUGAUUAACUAUCAGGCCACAGUCCAACUAAGAAAAUCCCUAAAGGUUCUAGAAGAGAAUAAAGAGAGAUUGUCCCUUGAUGAACAAAAGCUCAUGAAUCCUGAAUAUGUAGGUACUUUGGCAAGAAGAGCAUUGAGGACUGAUUUGGAAUCUCAACUGCUAAAGGAACAUAUUACGGUACUUGAGGAAUUCAAACCUAUCAUUAGAAGGAUUAAACGAUUAUCUUCUUCCGUCGAAAAAAUACAAAGAACGAGCGAAAAAUUACUAAGUAAUGAGACAAAUGAGGUUCCAACAAAUAACGUGGUACUUCAGGAAAUAGAUCAAUACCGUUUAAAGGCAGAGCAGUUGAAGCUGAAAAAAAAAAUACUGUUAUCUAUAAGGGAUAGGUUUACUUUGAAUCAGGUAGAGGACGAUGUAAUCACCAAUGGUACUAUAGACAACAUCUUUUUCGAGGUAGUAAAGAAAGUAAUCAAUAUUAAAGAUGAAUCAAGUUUCUUGCUGACGCUUCCUAAUUUGAAUGCUGGAAAUGCUUUGAUAAUGGGAGUUAAUGAAAUUUUAGAAAAGACAAACAAAAAAAUCUUCAAUUAUUUGAUCGAUUUUUUAUAUAGUUUUGAAUCCUCUUCAAAUUUAUUAAAUGACCAUGGUACUACUGAACAAGAAAGCUUAAACAUUUUUCGGAAGAGUCUGGUCUUCCUGUCAAGUGAUCUAGAAUUAUUUAAUGAGUUGUUGAAAAGAGUGACCACACUGAGAUCCAAGAGUAUUCUGGAUGAGUUUUUGUCUCAAUUCGAUAUGAAUUCAACUACCUCUAAACCCAUCAUAUUAUCGGCACACGAUCCAAUUAGGUAUAUUGGUGACGUACUAGCGUCCGUUCAUUCCAUCAUCGCAAAUGAAGCUGAUUUCGUGAAGUCACUAUUUGACUUUCAGGAUGAAGACUUAAAAGAUACCCCAAUUUCUAUACUUCAACAAAACAAGACAUUCUUGAAAGGCAUCGACAACAAAUUGCUGAACGAUAUCAUCCAGUCGCUAUCCAAUUCGUGUCGUAUUCGUAUCGAGCAAAUCGUGAGGUUUGAAGAAAAUCCGAUCAUCAAUUUCGAGAUUGUGAGGCUGCUGAAACUUUACAGAGUUAUGUUCGAGAGAAAGGGAAUUCAGGACGAUAGUUCUAUUAUUAACAAUUUAAAGUCGUUGGAAGACAUUUCCAAAAACAGAAUUAUUGGAUACUAUGAAGACUAUAUGAAGCAAACAGUCAUGGCGGAAACAAAAAAUUCUUCAGAUGAUUUACUGCCACCAGAGUGGCUAUCAGAGUAUAUGAAUAAAUUGGUAGAGUUAUUUGAAAUUUAUGAAAAGACACAUGCUGCCGAAGAUGAGGAAUCAGAAGAUAAUAAAUUGCUCUCAUCUAAGAAUUUACAAACAAUUGUAGAACAACCAAUAAAAGAUGUUCUGUUAAAACAAUUGCAAACAUCUUUUCCUUUGGCGAAAAAAAAUGAAAAAGAAAAGGCAUCAUUGCUAACUAUAGAGAUAAACUGUUUCGAUUUAAUUAAAUCUAGACUUCAACCUUUUGAGGGAUUGUUUGCACAAGAUGAUGACAGCCGGAAAAUCACCAUCUGGGUUUGUGAUAAACUGAAGGAAUAUACUAAGCAAAUGCUAACUUUACAAAUAAAAUUCCUAUUUGAGAAUACAGGUUUAGACCUUUACAGCAAUUUGGUCAAUAUGAUUUUUCCUGUGGACUCAGUAAAGGAUGAAUUGGAUUAUGAUAUGUACUUAGCCCUGAGGGAUAAUUCAUUGAUGGAAUUAGACAUGGUCAGAAAAAAUGUGCAUGAUAAGUUGAACUAUUAUCUACCUCAGGCGUUAACAGAUGUUCAAGGUAAUUUACUAUUUAAAUUAACGUCACCAAUGAUAGCUGAUGAAAUAUGCGAUGAAUGUUUCAAGAAGUUGUCGCUAUUUUAUAAUAUCUUCAGGAAACUGUUGAUUCAUUUGUAUCCGAACAAGAAGGAUCAGGUAUUCGAAAUUUUAAAUUUUUCCACUGAUGAAUUUGACAUGUUGAUAGGUAUUGAUCACUGA